AUGCUUAAUAUUUCAGAAUUACCACAUGAAAUUAUAGUUGAAAUCUUUUUUAUGUUGACUCCAUUGGAGACUCAGUCAUUGAUUAGCAAACUUCAUCAAAUACUUGAUAACCUUCCACCUAAUUUGGAUACUGCAGCAAAUAAUGUAAAACUAUUGAUCCGUUUUGCAUUUCAAAGACUCUAUAGUGGUAAAUUAUUGGUAACUUCUGAUUAUUGUUGUAAGAAGGGACUCGAAACGGUGCCUGAUGCUGUUCUAUCGCUCCGCAAUUUUGAAGAGAAGUUUCUUGAAAGUAAGGAGAACGAAAUAGAGAACACACUUUUCAAGGAAACACGACCACAGAUUCUAAAAUUUAGAUUCAUUCGAGAUGUCAAUGAUUAUAGUAAUUUUGUUGAUGACUUGUAUUCGUUAAAUUCUAUCUUUGAUAACUUGAAUGACAGAAAUGAAAUUACGAAGUAUAUUGGUGUUGCAUGCCAAUUAGAACUAUAUAUUGAUGGAUACACAAUAGGUGUCGAAUCACCAACAGCUAUAUUGAUAGCAGUAUUGAAAACUUUGAUAAGCCUAGCAAAUCCAGAUACAGCGUUGAAAAAUUCGUUAAGCAGCAAAUUCAAGAGUAUUACAAUCAAGUCUACGGAUAUUGGAGAUUACUAUGUUUCUCGGUGGAGCCAAUUACUAGGAUGCUUUACGAAUGUCACUUACUUGAACCUAUCCGAUAACAUAAUAAAACUGGAUUCUAAUCCCAGGAAUGAAGGAGAGCUGGAUAUCAAGGUUGAUUUAUUGGCAAACGAUUUUGUAUGGCCUCCUGCCUUGAAAGAGUUGAAUUUAGACAACAACUUGUUGACCUAUAUUUCAAAAAAGUUUAUGCUCAAAUUACCUUCAAAUACAUUAGAAAAGUUGCUGAUAUGUUCGAAUAAGUUUACAACUUUGGGCCAGACUGAUUUCGAAUCUUUUAACUUUACCGAAGUAUUGCCUCAGUUAACUUCUUUGAAAUUGAAUUACAAUAAUACCCUAAUGCUUGUAAAUGAACGUAUGUUCUACAAAAUUUCUCUGACAGGCAAAUUUAGGUCGCUAGAAUUACGGGGAUGUAAUAUCGAUGAACAUAACAUGCUACUGUUGAAGGCAGUUUCCAUAAGAGAGAAUUUUAGUUUGUUAAGUUAG
This is a messenger RNA of Debaryomyces hansenii CBS767, 1155 nucleotides long. RefSeq lists its product as uncharacterized. Gene Ontology annotation, molecular function: protein binding. Lineage: Eukaryota; Fungi; Ascomycota; Pichiomycetes; Serinales; Debaryomycetaceae. The coding region runs from base 1 to 1155 and encodes 384 amino acids. The record is from RefSeq and is a predicted model, not a curated record. The transcript has a single exon.